AUGUCUUCCAAAUCUAAAGAGUCCAAGUCUUCUGGUGGCUUUCACCAGGAUUACAUUGCAUCCCUUCGCUAUCGCAAUGACCUUCCUCCUCCCAACAUGCCGCCAAAGUUUCUCGAGAUUCCCCACUCGGGUCUAGAACGUUUCAUUACGCCAGAGUUUGGAGAAGAUCUUGCCGCUUAUGAGGAGCCAAAUAUUGAUGUUGAUGCCGAGGGUGGUAUGCCAAUUGACCUCGUCGGUAUCCCGGGUCUUCAUUUAGGCGAUGAGAGUGCUAUCAUGGCUCAGGAAUACCAAACGAACGCCGCUGAUUUGAUAGAUCCUGCCGAUUUGCCGCUGCUAAUGACACUCGACCAACUGCGCCACCCCGCGACGAAGCACUUGGAAGUCAGUUUCCUUCGUCGCGUACAGCAUGUUUCUUCCAAGGGCCAAGACUGGGGUGGCGGAGCCGCUCCCGCCAAAGCAAAGCCUAAGGCGACCAGGAAAGGAACAAAAAAUCCCCAAUUGGAGGACCCGAAAUACAUCAAAAAGUUCGUCCAGAAAGGAUUUGAUCUCGCAUACCCGAAAAAUAAGCACCUAGGGGAAGAUACAGAGAGCCAGAUUCGUGGUCUUCCUGUCACGAAAGCCGAGAAUGACGCAUGGGCUACUCCCAUACACCCCUCGAACUCAAGAUUGAAGCCGGUUGGCUUCUUCCCCGUCGUACCCGACUUGUCGUGCUUCACCGAUAUUGGUGGAUUCAUUCAAAUCAAAUUUGAUAAAGCACCAGCACCAGCUUUGAAUGGAAAGCGGGACAAGCGUAUGGACAUAGCUCUACUCGAACCACGUGCUCCUAGCGAACUCGCAUGCCAAGAACAUGCGUCUAAGGCGGCGCUUCACAAGUCCCGACCCAACACUUACCCCGACCCUGGUGCUCUUCCAUUUGACUACGAUCUUUACCUUCCCGAAAAGCCUGAGUAUGUGGAAAGACUUCGUACUAGCUUGGAUUCCAACAACCCGAAUCGUGAAGAUGAAUCGCUCUACACCCACAAAAACGCUGAAGGCAACAAAUGUCACCGCUACGAUCGUGUUCGCAGAUACGUUACUUCUUCGCAAACUGUCAGCACUGCUGAUAUAGCACACAAUGACGAGAAGAGAGGAAGAGAUUACGCAAUCACCUUCUACGAGUCGAAUAAUAACGACGACAAGCAAACCGCUGCCUACUUGUAUCCCAUCGUGCAAAAAGUUCGCGUGAAGCCCGAUCGAGUUGCUGCAGCUCCUGGAAUCCAAGAUCCCCAUAAGCUGCGAGAGGACAAGAAGAAAGCAGAAGGAGAAUGGAUCCACCAGAUCAAUCUUGUGAGUUGCGAGCCUACCCAGGAAGAGAUUCGCAAGCGCUUGGUGCAUCGCACAGAGUUUAUUCCAGAGGAAUGA
This is a messenger RNA of Penicillium taxi, 1401 nucleotides long. RefSeq lists its product as uncharacterized. The transcript has 2 exons. The record is from RefSeq and is a predicted model, not a curated record. Gene Ontology annotation, molecular function: chromatin binding; RNA polymerase II complex binding. Bases 1 to 1401 code for a protein of 466 amino acids. NCBI's taxonomy places the organism in Eukaryota, Fungi, Ascomycota, Eurotiomycetes, Eurotiales, Aspergillaceae. Gene Ontology annotation, cellular component: Cdc73/Paf1 complex. Gene Ontology annotation, biological process: transcription elongation by RNA polymerase II.